This is a messenger RNA of Juglans microcarpa x Juglans regia, 486 nucleotides long. RefSeq names its product protein MRG2-like. The record is from RefSeq and is a predicted model, not a curated record. Gene Ontology annotation, cellular component: histone acetyltransferase complex; nucleus. The transcript is spliced from 4 exons. Gene Ontology annotation, biological process: regulation of DNA-templated transcription; chromatin organization. Lineage: Eukaryota; Viridiplantae; Streptophyta; Magnoliopsida; Fagales; Juglandaceae. Bases 1 to 486 code for a protein of 161 amino acids.
AUGGAGAAACAAAGCCAAGUUGUGGUGUUUGGGAUAUGGGCCAGCUCCUACUGCAAGAGAGUUGAGAUAGCCCUUGCACUCAAGGACAUACCUUAUGAGUAUGACGAAGCUUUUCAAGAAGUGGUAGCAGUGAUUUUCAGCCCUGAAACGAACCCAACAUUUUGGUCGUGGGUAACUGCUCUAAAGAACCACCCAUUGAUGAAACGGAUGCUCCCACCUCAUGAUAAGCUGGUCGCCAAGAGGAGACAAAAUAAACAAUAUCAUGAAGCAGUUGUGGAUAAUGUCUCUCCAUCAACCAUAUAUGGUGCUGAGCAUCUUUUACGGCUCUUUGGUAGGCUCUUUGUUAAGUUGCCUGAGCUUUUGGCAUAUGUGAAUAUUGAAGAGGAAACGCUGACAUGCUUGCAGCAGAAAUUACUUGAUUUUCUCAAAAUGUGCAGGAUCUCUGUCAGAUCACUUGAAGUUCUACUUGCAGGAAUUAUUUUGUAA